AGCUUGCCUCCAGAAAAAAUGUUGUGUGCACUCAACAAAGUCCAAAACGAACAAAAGCGUCACAUAAUGUCAUGCUAAUAUAUGCACAAACUCUGCCAAACUGUUUCGGCUGGGAAGCAUGCGGAUGCCUUAACAAACAACAUUUUAGAAAUGAGCUGCUCAACCGGACCUUGAUAAAAUUGUCUCUGAUUUGUUUGAGCAGGGCUUGAUGAAAAGCCUGCAUGCCUAGUAGCUCUCCAGACUGAGGGUUUGCCACAUGUGUUUUAUACAGUUGUUUGUGUAUGAACCCUGUCACAUGUGUAUGAACCCUGUCACUAGCAUAUGCGCCUAAAUAUUUUUCUGUGUGACCUGACCUGGAAUUUUAAUUUAGGAGCACCAGUGAACCAAGAAAAAAAAACGCUUUAGUACCUCAAAAUGUUUCAUUGGGCUCCUAAAUGUCUUUGUGCGCAUCUACAUUUUUCAACUUAUGCACACACAUGUUCUCAUUGUUAAAAAACAGAAGUAAACUUUAAGGUGACGUUGCGUUCUAGUGCAUCCUUCGCCCUUAAGGUCAUGAAUGUCCUACAGGUCUCUAGCUUUUGAGCUUUUUCCCUUUUUGCAGCCUCUGUUUGCUUCUGAUGAGCAGUGGCUGUUACAUGUCCAGGAUGAGCGUUACACAUGUACAUUGAGCAUUUCUAAGCAGCGUCUCUCUGUUAGAGGAAUUCUAAAUUCCUAUAUGUUUUGUAGCCAAAACCAAAUUCACACUCUAUCAAUUUCAUAAUAAGUUGUAAGUUUAUAAUUUGCAUGAAAUAGAUAGAGACCAGUCUUAAAAACAAGUUUAGCAUUUAUUCUUGAUGAGUACUGGCCCAAAAUACAAAGAACAUUACAUUUUAAAGAGAAGAUAAAAAUGACAUCAUCAGUUCUCACACUCUCUCCAAUCCACACAAUAGCGCAUUGUCUUCAGGUCUGGAGAUUGUCUCCUACUCCCCUCAUAAAGCAAACAUUCCAAUCUGUCUAAAAGACAUACUCCUCUCCACUAAUGGAACAUCAAAGAACAUUCUUAUCUAUCUAAAGAGAUAUACCCUCCUUGUCCCUUAAACCCGCAAGGUACAGACAAUUCAUUCGUUUUACCUACAUUUUCAGUCCUAGUUUAACCAAAAACCCAUACAUUUCAUACCACAACAUAAUAGUAUUAAAACUUAAUGGUUCUAAUAAAAAUGUAUACAUAAUUAAUCAUUUCAACUAUAAUUUCCUCCAACACUCUCCCACUGGAUUGUGGAUGCUAUUUCUCUGGCAUAUGACAGCAGAAGGCAGGAAUGACCUAAUGGUGUACACGCGUACACUGUACUUACGGCUGGAGAGGGUCAUUAGGCAGUGUGUAGAUAGAUUGUGCAAUACCUGGGUACCGCACAUUUUCCUGUUGGGUUGUAACUCUGGGUAGACUGCCGUGGACCAUUUCAUUUGGUGUCCACUGGGGUCGUCUUGGGCGUGAUUUUGUAUCCCCAUAGCUGUUUUGAACCGAGUUGAUCAACUAAAAGGGAACGUACAGAUGACUAUAACUACUGUUUACUGAAGGAGGGAAACAACGUACAACACCUGUUCGGCCCGCACCGCCCAGUUCUGGACACGGUGAAGCUCAGUACAGAAUUGAAGGAAUUAAUCUGGGCUUCGGGUUAUCACUUGUGGAAGGCGGCCUUAUCAGGCGUGAUUCUAAUGUUCUUCAGUAGAGGGUGCAAUCAUGCAAACUCCCCAUAACUGUGUUUUACCGCGUUUCCUUUCUUCAGGAAACAGUAGUUGUAGUCAUAAGUAACUGUACGUUUUCUUUCAGCUUGACAUCCCUCCUUAUUGACCUCUGUGCUAUCUCUCUUAACCAACAGCCACCAUGGCUGAGGAGCGGAGGCCGAAGCAGUGCACUGUGGUUCUGCCCACGGAGUCAAUGAAGGCCAUGGCAGAGGCCAUAGGAGUGGGGCAGCUACAGGAGGAGAGCUGUUCCACCCUGAGCGAGGAGGUCAGCUACAGAAUAAAGGAGAUCGCCCAGGACGCAUUGAAGUUUAUGCACCAUGGAAAGAGAUGUAAACUGACGACCAGCGACAUAGAUCAUGCUCUUAAACUGAAGAAUGUAGAGCCCCCAGAGCAGCAGAAGACUGAAUCUACAGAGCCUCUCAAAGCCGUCAAGCCUGGUCAGGAGGAGGAGGGCUCCAUCCAGAAGGGCCAGGGAGCUACAUCUGCAGAGGCAAAAGGAAAGAAGGAUGGUCUGAAGAGGUUGAAGCCCCGCAGUACUCACGAGCUCUCAGUGGAACAGCAGCUCUACUACAAGGAGAUCACGGAGGCCUGCGUCGGGUCCUGUGAGGCCAAGAGAGCUGAGGCCCUACAGAGUAUCGCCACAGACCCCGGGCUCUACCAGAUGCUUCCCAGAUUCAGCACUUUUAUUUCUGAAGGGGUCCGUGUGAACGUGGUGCAGAACAACCUGGCCCUGCUCAUCUACCUGAUGAGGAUGGUCAAGUCCCUCAUGGACAACCCCACUCUCUACCUAGAGAAAUAUCUGCAUGAGUUGAUCCCAGCGGUGGUGACGUGUAUAGUGAGUAAGCAGCUGUGUUUGCGGCCUGACGUGGACAACCACUGGGCUCUGAGGGACUUUGCUGCCCGUCUGAUGGCCCAGAGCUGUAAGACCUUCAGCACCACCACCAACAACAUCCAGUCGCGCAUCACUAAGACCUUCACCAAGAGCUGGUUGGAUGACAAGACUCAGUGGACGACACGCUACGGCUGUAUCGCUGGACUGUCUGAACUAGGACCUGACGUGAUCAAGACGUUGAUCCUGCCCAGGCUCACUGUAGAAGGAGCUCGUAUCAAAGCUGUGUCUGAUGGACCUGUUGUCUCCAACAUUGAUAAGAUAGGAGCAGACCACGUCCAAAGCCUUCUACUGAAACACUGUGCCAGCGUUAUCGCUAAAGCUCGUCCCCUGCCUGACAACGUAGAGCAGUACCGGGCUGACUACGGUUAUCUGGGGCCCAUGCUGUGUUCUCAUGUGGUCAAGGCCAGGGCCCAGGCAGCACUACAGGCCCAGCAGGUCAACAGAACCACACUCACUAUCACACAGCCUCGGCCCAUCCUAACGGUGUCUCAGAGCGGAAUAGGGGGAUCAGGGGGGUCCCGUACCCCCAGCAUGAUCAAGGUACCCAGCUCCCUCACCCUCAUGUCCACCCGACCAGGCACCCCAACACAGCCAUCGCCCCCGGCAACCAAGUACAUCGUCAUGGCAACCAGCUCAGGAUCAUCUUCCACCCAGCAGGUUAUCUUCCUCCUCAGUGACCAGCACGGUCGCCAGCGCUACCUCCACGCUGCAGCCUCUGGUCAAGCUGGAGUCCGGAGGGUCCGGCGGCCUGGGGGGGUCGCGACCCCUCCAGAAGUACAUUGUGGUGUCCCUCCCCUCGUCCUCCUCUCUGGAAAGUAAGAGUGGGGUGCUCCCUCCCUCUUCUUCUGCCUCCCCCAUCCUGCUGGAAGCCAGGAUAAAGGUGGAUU
Oncorhynchus masou masou (cherry salmon) is the source of this 3501-nucleotide messenger RNA. RefSeq names its product transcription initiation factor TFIID subunit 6-like. Lineage: Eukaryota; Metazoa; Chordata; Actinopteri; Salmoniformes; Salmonidae. Gene Ontology annotation, molecular function: protein heterodimerization activity; transcription coactivator activity; RNA polymerase II general transcription initiation factor activity. Gene Ontology annotation, cellular component: transcription factor TFIID complex; SAGA complex; SLIK (SAGA-like) complex. Gene Ontology annotation, biological process: transcription initiation at RNA polymerase II promoter; RNA polymerase II preinitiation complex assembly. The record is from RefSeq and is a predicted model, not a curated record.